This is a messenger RNA of Dentiscutata erythropus, 633 nucleotides long. NCBI's taxonomy places the organism in Eukaryota, Fungi, Glomeromycota, Glomeromycetes, Diversisporales, Gigasporaceae. The record is from the annotation of a GenBank genome assembly.
AUGCUCGUAACUAAACGCUUGCCUACCUGCGGUAUUUGUAUCUCAAAUGCACUUAGAACUGGUCGUAUCGCUCGUUGUAUAAUACAAAUUACUCGUGAAAAGGUUUUUUUCAACUGGAAACGAGAACUUGAUAAGUUUAAAAAUACAUUUAGUUUCGACCCAGAACUUCAUGUCGUUCUAGGUCCUCCUAGUACUGGGAAAACCACAUUAAUCCGUGAGGUAAUGAGUAAUAGUAAUUUCAACCCUCUUUUCAUCAACUGUCGUGAAGGACAAUUUGACACAUCAAAGAGGAUAUAUGAUUUAAUAUCUUCGCAAUUCGAACCAUUUUUCAAAAAAUAUACGGAUCUCUUUAAAAGGUUACUUGAACAAAGAGAAGUCAGUUACACGAUGGAUGAUAUCCAAUUAAAAGUUAAGCUAUUUGGAAGGGAUCCAUUUAGCGAGAGAAAAAUCACUUCUAAUGAUGUCAGUAAGUUGCUUGAUAAUAUUGGUAAUGCUCUCCCAAAUUGGACUUGUUGGAGUGGUUAUGAUAUACCUCCACCCAUUUUGGUCAUUGAUGAAGCAAACAUGUUUAACCAACUUGGGAGUUCGGAAGAGGGAAAGGUUCUUCUCAAAUCAAUUUUGAGCUGGAUAGUG